CCGCUCUCCUUCCCUCCGCCGCCAACGUUUCCGCCAGGGCAAUGGCGGUCGGCGGGUAAAGGGUAGCGGGGGCCGCUGUCCUGGAGCGCCGGCCGCAGAGCCGCGCUGGGGGCGGGCGGCGGCCCUGACUCUUUCCCGAGGGGUCCCCCGGGAGAGCGGUGGCGAGCGGGACGAACUUUCCGUUUAGCUCGGCUGCCUCCGCCGCGUCUCCGCGAGGGAGCGCGGGCGCCGUGCGGCGGCAUGCUGCCCGCCUCCCUGGUGCGGGCGGGGCUGCGGGGCUGCCUGGGCGGGUGGCUGCGGGCUCCCCCCGGCUGGGCGCCGCUGGGGCCGGGGCCCUGCCCCUGCCUGAGGUGGCGGCACCAGGCCCCCCGCAGCGAGCCCGCCCUGCUGCUGCGGGCCGCCCGGCGGAGCAUCGGGGCGCAGGCGGGGGGGCUGAGAGCUGAGAAGCCCGGCGGUAGCGGCAAACAGGUGUCCGUGCAGAGGGCUCGGAGGGAGGAACCGCUGCUGUCCGCCGCGCAGAGAGUGAAAGAAGCCGGAAGAGACUUUACCUAUUUCAUUGUGGUUCUUGUUGGAAUUGGUGUUACAGGUGGUUUGUUCUAUGUGAUUUUUAAAGAGCUCUUCUCUUCUUCUAGUCCAAGUAAGAUCUACGGAGAUGCCUUGGAGAAAUGCAGAUCUCACCCUGAGAUAAUUGGUGUUUUUGGUGAAUCUAUUAAAGGCUAUGGGGAGGCAACAAGAAGAGGAAGACGACAGCUUGUCAGUCACAUUGAAUACGUAAAGGAUGGACUGAAACACAUGCGUUUGAAGUUCUAUAUUGAGGGCUCUGAAUCAGGGAAGCAGGGAACAGUCCAUGUGGAAGUCAAAGAGAAUCCUGAGAGAGGAAAAUUUGAGGUCCGCUACAUAUUUGUGGAUGUUGACACCUAUCCUAGAAGAACCAUUGUCAUAGAAGACAACAGAUAGCCAGUGAUCAAAGUUGCUGCCUGAUCUCAUUGAGUAUUGGAUGAUACUGGUGUAGCCAGUCUACACAUGAAUUGUUUGGUGUUCUCAACUGUAUCUUGCAACUUUGGGGGUUGUGUUGCAGGAAGUAGCCUCUCAGGGCCUCUGAUAAGGUCUUUCAUAAUUACAGAUGCAGGAUCUGAAGUUAAGCAAGUGAAAUGUAUUAGAGCCAUCACUUUGGGCAAAUACUUUCGACACAGGAAAAUAAUGGCUCAUUAAAAAUAUUUUAAUGCUGGAUGAUACUUCUGCACACCUAAAAACUCAGUCUUCCAAGAUGUUAUGUUUGGGUGGGAAUUUUUUUGUCUUCCUUUGGAUUUCCCACUAGCCCUGCAAUAAAGAAAGUGGUAUUUUAAGUGUA
Messenger RNA from Falco peregrinus (peregrine falcon), 1351 nucleotides. It is a transcript of the gene TIMM21, whose product is annotated as translocase of inner mitochondrial membrane 21. The record is from RefSeq and is a predicted model, not a curated record. Bases 241 to 957 code for a protein of 238 amino acids. Gene Ontology annotation, cellular component: TIM23 mitochondrial import inner membrane translocase complex. NCBI's taxonomy places the organism in Eukaryota, Metazoa, Chordata, Aves, Falconiformes, Falconidae. The transcript has 6 exons. Gene Ontology annotation, biological process: protein import into mitochondrial matrix.